Messenger RNA from Entamoeba invadens IP1, 870 nucleotides. RefSeq lists its product as hypothetical. The record is from RefSeq and is a predicted model, not a curated record. Bases 1 to 870 code for a protein of 289 amino acids. The transcript has 2 exons. NCBI's taxonomy places the organism in Eukaryota, Evosea, Mastigamoebida, Endamoebidae. Gene Ontology annotation, molecular function: protein binding.
AUGGAGUGCUUUGAAUUUUUUAAUUCAUUUAAUGUCAUUACGUUAGUUAAUAAAUUAACGAUAAUCAUCUUUCUUCUUCUUGUGGUAAAAAAAGACCCCAAUUGCUUACUUUCCAAUAACGUUAAAAAAGAAAAACAAGAAAGAUCCAGUAUGCUUUGUUUUGCUUACAAUAACAAGACACAGAGAAUUAAGGUAUCCCCAACAUCGACACUCGAAGACUUACGUCAGCUGAUAUUUCAAAAAACUUCCGUUCCACCAUAUAGACAACAUUUGACUGUUGGUGAUCAAGUGCUUUGUGAUGAGAGUUUGACACUGACACAGCUGCAGUUAGUCGAGCCAGACCCAGUUUCUGUGACCGUUCGCUCUGUGUUUCCAAAACCGUCAUUGAAAGGGUUGGCGGUGUUCCAAGACCUGAUUUCCAUAUUCAUCCCACUUGUGUCGUUUUUCAUAUCGCGACUCUUAUCAGACAACAGUGCUACCAAACAAAACAGCCAGCAACUCAUCUUUAUGAUUGGGUGGUGUUUCUAUUGGGUUGUUAUAACAGUUGACGACGCUUCGUUUGCUCGAAAGGGGUAUGUUCUUUUCAAGCGUGCCUUUGCAUUUUGUUUUGUGUACUCUAUACUUUGUGUGUAUGUUGCUGCAAACGUAUUCUUUUAUCCUGUUAUCACUUCCCUCUUAUCGCAAAUAGUAGGGUUAGUGGGUGUGUUUAUUUCUGUUAUUUUGAGGAAAGCACUUCUUCUCUUUGGGUGCUCGUUUUCUCCAAUAUUGUUUGACUUCUCGUUUCAAAUAGCUGUGUGGACUUCAUUCAAUUUCAUUGUGGGGUUCCCAUUGUCGCUGAUUCUUUUUUCCGUAUUUUCAAUACUCCUCUAA